CGCCCCCGGCGCGCGCGCGCGCGGCCCAGCGGGCACGCGACGGAAGUGCGAAGCGCCAGCCCGCCUCGCGCCCGCCCGCCUCUUCCGCCCGGCUCGGGAUUGGCCGGCGCGGGGAGGCGGGGAGGGAGCGGCGCGUGACAAGCACUGAGAGUGAUGGGUGCCGGGACAGAGCCGCCGGGCUCUGCAGCAGGCCCUGCACCCAGCAGCGUGUACCUGGACUACAACGCCACCACCCCGCUGGCCCCUGAGGUGGCCCAGGCACUGGGGGAGGCCGCCUGUCACGCCUGGGGUAACCCCAGCAGCGCCCAUCCCGCGGGCAGGAAGGCCAAGGAGCUCAUCGCUGGUGCCCGGGAGAGCCUGGCAAGGAUGGUGGGAGGCCGGCCAGAGGACGUCGUCUUCACCUCAGGGGGCACGGAGGCUAACAACAUGGUGAUCCACACCGCCCUCAGGCACUUCCGAGAAAGCAAGGGGCAGGACCGGGGCACGCCACACAUCGUGACAUCAAGUGUGGAGCACGACUCCAUCCGUCUGCCGAUGGAGCAGCUGGUGAAGGAGAGCCUGGCAGAAGCCACCUUUGUGCCUGUGUCCCCACGAAGCGGGCAGGCCGAGGUGGAUGACGUCCUCGCUGCGGUCCGGCCGACCACCUGCCUGGUUUCCAUCAUGCUGGCCAAUAACGAGACGGGGGUCAUCAUGCCUGUCUCAAAGCUGAGCCAGCGCAUCCAUGCCCUCAACCAGAAGAGGGUGGCAGAGGGGCUGCCCAGGAUCCUGGUGCACACGGAUGCGGCACAGAUGAUUGGCAAGGGGCGUGUGGACGUGCAGGAGCUGGGGGUGGACUACCUCACCAUCGUGGGGCACAAGUUUUACGGCCCGCGGAUCGGCGCGCUGUAUGUGCGCGGCCCCGGCACCACCACCCCGCUGCACCCCAUGCUCUUUGGAGGGGGGCAGGAGAGGAGUUUCCGGCCAGGCACCGAGAACACCCCAAUGAUCGCUGGCCUCGGCAAGGCUGCAGAGCUCGUGAGCAGGAAUUGGGAGGCCUACGAGGCCCAUAUGCGGGAUGUUCGGGACUACCUGGAGGCCAGCCUGGAGGCGUCCUUUGGGAAGCAGAGGCUCCACUUCAACAGCAAAUUCACGGGCUCCAAGCGACUGUGCAACACCUGCAACUUCUCCAUCCUCGGCCCAGGCCUUCAAGGGCGCAGGGUGCUGGCUCACUGCAAGACCCUCCUCGCCAGCGUUGGGGCUGCCUGCCACUCUGAGAAGGGGGAUCGGCCCUCCUCAAUUCUGCUCAGCUGUGGGAUCCCCUACGACGUGGCGCAGAACGCCCUGCGGCUGAGCGUGGGGCGGGACACCACCCGUGCGGACGUGGACCUGGUUGUGCAGGACCUUGUGCAGGCCGUGGCACAGCUGGGCAAGGACCAAGCCUCGUAGCCCCCAGGACUCGCUGCCCAGCUGUCCCCCAGGUUCUCGGGCUGGGAUUUUGCUCUGCUUCGCCCCUGGGUGCUGGCUGCGUGCAGGACAGGGAGCAGGAGCUGCGUGGUCAAGGUGGCCACCCUUUUUGUGGCGGCUGUGCAGGGGCAGGAUAGUGAUAAGCUGACAGCAAGCCACUGCCCACAGGAUGUGCCCUUCCUGUCCUGUGGCUGCAGGCUGAGUCAGUUUGGAGUCCAGUUCUGGCAGGAAUAACUUUCUGCCCGACGGCCCAGCCAAACUGAGCCGGCCUGCGGUUUGGAAUUGACGUGAGAGAAGCGGUGGCUGGAGGAGGAAGCGAGAUUUCUAUUUUGGCAGCGCUUAGUUCUGCUUAGCUAUCUGUCAGCCCGUGCUCGCAGGGAUCACGGCAGGGCUGGUUUGUCUCCACAGCACGUGCCGCUCGAGCAGGGAAGCUUUCUCAGAUGCUGGGGGCUGUGCUGGGGAGGGGGCUUUGGGGUUGGGGCAGCUCACCACGGGCCUGCUCGGGACUCCCCGCUGCAUGGUGCGCAGUGUCCGGCGCUCCUGGCUUGCCAGCACCUUCACACGUGCUCAAAAGUUUCUCCAAGCUCAGCUCCCUCCAGAGCGUAACAGGCGUGGAAGCCGCAGGGGUUGGAGCCUUCUGCCCUGGUUGCUUUCCCCAAAGGAAGCGUGCCCGCUGCCUUACCGCUCGGAGGAAGAAAGACCAUCUGUCCCAGGGCGACAUGGGGACUGCGCAGCAAGAGGCUGGGCUGGGAAUUGCGCUGCUGCUGCCAGAGCCCUGACCUCCCAAAGGACGUUGAGGCUGGGAAGGGGGUGGGCAUGGCUUUCCCAGCACAGCAUUGCGUUACCUGCUCCCCUUUCCUCCCAUCCUUCCUGCAGUGGGCAGAGCUCCUGUUGCCAGCUCUAUGUGCUCCAAAAGGAAACAGCAGUUGUGGUAAACGUGUACCAGCACCUGAGGAAAUGUGUCACCCCUGCGUGCCAAGGCGCUUGCUGUGAUCACUGCCGUAGGAGGACACGCGUGUCACACACAGGAGGAGCACGGCAGCUGGGCUGAUCCAUCUGGGGCAAUCUGCUCUCCCUUGGUAUUCAUAGGAAUAAAAGCAGUUGCCACUGCUGUGGCUCUUUC
Messenger RNA from Cygnus olor (mute swan), 2566 nucleotides. RefSeq names its product selenocysteine lyase (gene SCLY). The record is from RefSeq and is a predicted model, not a curated record. Lineage: Eukaryota; Metazoa; Chordata; Aves; Anseriformes; Anatidae. Bases 154 to 1425 code for a protein of 423 amino acids. The transcript is spliced from 12 exons.